AUGCGUCGUAAAACACGUUUCGUUUGCGUCUCAGAUACCCAUGGCUACACGCCUUCCGAGGCAGGUUUCAAACUGCCGGCAGGCGAUGUACUCAUACAUGCGGGCGAUUUGACUAACAACGGAAGCAUGUCUGAGCUCCGCAGGACGAUGGAUUGGAUCUCCAAGGCCGACUUUGAAAUUAAAAUCCUUGUGGCGGGCAAUCACGACGUCUCAUUAGACCCGGAAUUCUAUGCAAAGCACGGCCACACAUUCCACGGCCAGAAAUUGGAAGACCCCCAGCAAUGCAUAGAUAUCGUCACAGGAGCAGCACCUUCCGUUAUUUUCCUUCAACAUCAAGCAGUCACCAUCCGCCUGACCCGCGAGAACGGCCCCCGGACGGCAUUCACUGUUUCAAAGGGUCAUGGGCCUUUGGAUAUGAGUCCAGCAAGGCUAUGGCACUCUGGGACCAGAUCCCCCCCGAAUGUGGAUAUUGUCGUGACACAUACGCCACCACAGCAUUUAUGUGACCGGAAACCGGACGGGAGUUUCGUCGGGUGCAAUUCGCUCCGUCAAACUCUGAGCCGCAUUAGACCACCAUUGGCUAUUUGUGGCCAUGUGCACGAAGGACGAGGAUAUAGACGAGUCCGUUGGCGAGAUGCGAGUAUGGAAGAUACACAGCACAAUGAAGCGACUGAGACGGGCGAGGGGGCCGACCGAUUCAUUGAUGUUCCCCUUCCGCCCCGGGGAAGCAAGAAGCUGAACCUGGUCGACCUGACUGGCAAACGGGGAGACCGUUUAGACAGCUAUGGCUUUGCAUGUGAGGUUCCUGGGCUGCAGCCUCUAUCUGAGACCACAAAUAUGCGGGUGAUACCAUUGCUAGACAGUACUGGAUCAGCCGCAGUUGCCGUGCCCGACGAGCAGAGAAAGAGAGCAAAUGAGAGCUUUUCUAUAUCGUCGUCCUCGAGCACAGGAGACCGUUCUCUCGAGUGCUUAUCAUCACCCAGAAAGGAGACUUGCAUCCUUAAUGCCGCGAUUGUGGCUACUAGUUGGCCACAUCUGGGAGGCAAGCAAUUCAAUGCACCGAUAGUCGUUGACAUUGAGCUGCCAGAGUGGUGGCCACUGAGUGACAGAGAGAACGAUCUAGGUGAGAAUUGA
This is a messenger RNA of Penicillium manginii, 1134 nucleotides long. Its product is annotated as metallophosphatase domain-containing protein. Gene Ontology annotation, molecular function: hydrolase activity. The transcript is spliced from 3 exons. The coding region runs from base 1 to 1134 and encodes 377 amino acids. The record is from RefSeq and is a predicted model, not a curated record. NCBI's taxonomy places the organism in Eukaryota, Fungi, Ascomycota, Eurotiomycetes, Eurotiales, Aspergillaceae.